UUGCGUCGAGAAUCAAAAAAAUGUUGACAGUGAAGUUACCACUGCUUGGUAAACGGCAUCGCAUGCAGGUGCUGGUGGCGCUUACGUAUCACAUAAUGAAUUUUGCUCAUGGACUUGGUAUCGGAUGGGUGUCACCUACGGUGCAAAUAAUACAAUCGCCUGAAACACCGUUAAACUUUCCCGUAACCGUAGAGCAAGUAUCAUGGAUUGGAUCACUCUUCGGUUUCGGCUUUUUAAGUGGAAAUAUUCUAUUUGGCCUCACUGCCAAUCGUUUAAGUCGGAAACUGAAUAUGUAUUUAUUGGCGUUGCCACAUAUGUUAUUUUGGAUUUUAAACUAUUUUGUACAAAACGUCGAGUAUCUCUAUGCAGGACGCUUUUUUGCCGGUGUCACCAGCGGCGGCUUGUUUGUUAUUGCACCGAUAUUUUUUAGCGAAAUCCUAGACAAAGAUGUUCGUGGCACACUCAUGUCCAUGGGUAUGAUGUUUCUCAGUUGUGGUGUACUAAUCGGCUUCAUACUACCCACAAAAGUCGACUAUUAUUUAACGCCGUGUAUUGGGCUGGCGCUACCCAUAAUUUACGUUGUGGUGUUUUGCUUCUUCCCGGAAACACCACAAAGCCUCCUGAGGAGUGGUCGCUUUACCGAAGCGGAGGCAGCUUUCAAUUUCUACAAAGGCAUUGACAAUGGAGUUAACGUGCAGUUGAGUCGGAGAGUUGAAGAGUCCAAAACAGCAACGGAAGUACAAAGCGAAUUUGAAGAGUUGAAAACGAUCAUUUUGACAGGAAACGCUAACGUGCCCGUAAAAUUUCAAGACUUUUGUAGGUUUGAAAAGUCAGCACUCAAAGCAUUUGCCGACACAUUUGUGCUCUGCAUACUGUAUCAACUGUCGGGCAGCUUCGCCUUCCUCAAUUACAUGACUUCAAUAUUUGCCGUUUCGGGCUCCACAAUGGAUCCAUAUUUCUCUACGACAAUUGUGGGCGUAACGCAUAUAUGCGGCACGUUCGUCGCCACUGUUUUCGUAGAUCGAUUUGGUAGGAGAGCCCUGUUGUUUUCUUCCACGACCGCCAUGAUUAUUGGCAUGUUCGCGUUCGGCGCUUUUGUGCAGUUUACAGAUGCGGCCACAAAAGCUCAGUAUGAUUGGGCACCACUUGCGUUUAUGAUUGCUGUGGUUUUCACUUCGGCGUAUGGACUUUUUGGAAACUUCUUCACCAUGGUGGUGGAAAUAUUGCCGGCGAAGAUCCGUAGCCCGGCCUUAUCGAUUUCGAUGUGUUUUGUGAGCCUUUUAGUGUUCGUGAUUUUGAAGUCAUACCCUUAUUUCCUGUUCGAAUUGGGCAUUCCCGCUACUAUGUACACGUCUGGGAUAAUAUCUGUGGUUACCACCAUUUAUUUGUUUAUAUUUCUGCCAGAAACAAAAGGAAAAUCAAUGGAAAAAGACUAAAAAAUAUAUAAAUCUGUGUCGCUUUGUAAAA
Bactrocera tryoni is the source of this 1467-nucleotide messenger RNA. RefSeq names its product facilitated trehalose transporter Tret1-like. The record is from RefSeq and is a predicted model, not a curated record. Lineage: Eukaryota; Metazoa; Arthropoda; Insecta; Diptera; Tephritidae. Gene Ontology annotation, cellular component: membrane. Gene Ontology annotation, biological process: transmembrane transport. Gene Ontology annotation, molecular function: transmembrane transporter activity. Bases 21 to 1436 code for a protein of 471 amino acids. The transcript has 6 exons.